ACGACAUGAGCUGGAUUUGAAGCGGUAAAUAGGGUGGAAACGGUGCAGAUAGAGGAAGACACUCAGAUACAAGAAAAAUUUCACAGCGGAAGAAAGAGAGCGCUGUUUGGGAUUUUGGGACACCAGUCUUUUUGAACUCCCUCCCUCAUGUUCCGCUUGUUGUAUCUGAGUUUUAUGAGGCUUGGAAUAUAAUUAUCAAAAUAAUUUACGAGACCAAACUCUUGAAAGAGAAACAUUUUUAUUGUUCAUUCGACAAAAAGACAUGAGCUCUUAUUUUGUAAAUCCUCUCUUCUCCAAGUACAAAAGCGGCGAAACACUGGAACCAACUUACUACGACUGUAGGUUCCCUCAGAGCGUCCCCCGGAGCCACGCACUGCUGUACGGACACGGAGCGGCUGCGCCGGGCUUCCAGCAUCCCUCCCAUCACGUUCAAGACUUUUUCCACCACGGCACUUCGGGAAUUUCGAACCCUGGUUUCCAGCAAAACCCCUGCGCUUUGGCGUGCCAUGGAGAUGCCACUAAAUUUUAUGGCUACGAAGCCCUUCCGAGGCAAUCACUUUACGGUGCUCAGCAAGAGGCAAGCAUAGCGCAAUAUCCAGAUUGUAAAUCGUCUAAUGGCACAAACCCUGGAGAAGGACAAGGGCACUUAAAUCAAAACCCGUCUCCCAGUCUCAUGUUUCCUUGGAUGAGACCCCACGCCCCCGGACGGCGCAGUGGACGCCAGACCUACAGUCGGUAUCAAACGCUCGAACUGGAGAAGGAGUUUCUGUUCAAUCCGUACCUCACCCGCAAACGACGGAUCGAGGUGUCUCACGCGCUCGGCCUUUCGGAGCGGCAGGUGAAGAUCUGGUUUCAGAACCGCCGAAUGAAGUGGAAAAAGGAGAACAACAAAGACAAAUUCCCGGGACAGAGAGGAGAGGCCGAGACUGAGGCCGAGGAGGAAUGUACCGAGGAUGGCGAGGGGGGAGAGGACGAGAAGAAGGAAACGGAAGAGAAAGAUGAGGCUAAAAAGUGAUUUUAUUACCUUUCUUUAUGGUUAUAUGGCAUGAAGGGCGCAGAGAGCGAGUGUGUGGGAGAGAGCGAGAGAGAGAGAGAGAGCGUAAACUUUAUUACCACAGUUUUAUUGAGUCAACAAGUGCGGAAAAUCCCAGAGUCAUAACUGUCAAACCACUUCCAUCCGCCACACGCAAUGGCGAUAGAGUUACACAUUCUCAAAUGCCUCUUAUCUCAACUUGAAAUGCUUCUUCUGGGAUUGUUUGUUGGGUUUGGUUGUCAAACUUCAGAGCAGCUCUAUUUUGACGUUGUAUCGGUUUUUUUGUUUUUUUUUUUUUAAUUUGGAGGGGGAACCUUCCAGGUUAGGGUUAAGCCUGGUAUCUACGCAUUUAAGGGUAUAACAUUUAGAUGAAACCCUUCAAAAUGGUACAAAUGUUAGCAAACGGUUUGCAUUAUGUAGCCUUACAUUCGCUGCAAAUUACGCAUCAAACACUGAACAGUAAGUGAUACCAACUUUUUUGUAUAUUUAUAUUUUAUUUAUCUAACAUUUUGGACGAUUGUAGGGACGUGACAGUCAUUAGGCUACAAAAACUCAAGCUAUAGCGCUUGAAAGCUACAACAAUGCUACCUAAAAUUGGGGAACUGCAAUAUAAUUUUUAACAUACUUUUCUUUUUUAAUUGUUUUUUUUUUUUUUUUUUUGUAAAAUUAAGCUAUGGAAUCAAACUGUGAGCUUCAAGCCAGUUGCCAUUUCUUCAAAAUUCCGCAUUCGCACACAGAGCAAAUCCAAAACCAAUUCAAAACUGAUUGAGAUUUUGAAAAAGAAAACAAACCCAGAUAUAUUGUUCUUUAUCUAAAAGAGAUUUUGACAUUUUUUUUUUUACAACAGUGCUGUUCUUUUUGUUGACCGAUAACAUAUAAGCCUUUGGAUGCCGAAUGAAAUGAUUUAGACAUUAGACAUACCGUAAAAACUGACAUUCAACUAAAGUGUCUGUAAAAACAUCCUGUGCUUCACUGAAAUAUUUUGUGUAAUUUAUAAAAAAGUAAUACUACCUAUAAUUAUUUCUUAAUUUGUGAUUUUGUUUUGUUUUGUUUUACUAUACUAUUUGGUAGCUCUACAAUGAUGGGUAAAUGCCGCACAGUUGUAACGUCAAACAGUGCUAGAUCGUCAGGAAUUGGACAUUUGGACAAGUAAUAAGAUAGGUUGUUAGAAAACCUUUGAUACCGGCCCUGUGAAAAACUGCACCAAGCACAAAGGUGACAAAAAAUGAGAUGACAGUUAUUCUCCAUGAAGUGCUUGUAAAAGCCUAACAAAACCAAAAUGACAACUAAUGUCUCUUCUAUGACCAUCCAGGCUACUAUUUUUUUUAUUGGCUAUUCAUAAAUGUAAAAAGUGGUUAUCAAUGGUUUAACUGAAAUACUAAAGAAAAUAUAUUUUUAAUUUCGUGAUGUGCUGCCAUAUUUCUUACCACACUUUUAUGGGCGUGGCAGCACAAAAUGUGAAAAACAUAAAACAUAUGCAUGUUACCAUAUGAACAGCACAACGUUACCGCUUCUUGGCGAUCUAUUGCUUGACAUUUCUUCUGCCAUGCGGCAAAAUUCUUAAAAAUUGUGUUUCGCCCAACAACUGAAACUGCCUAUAAAUUAAAAAAUGCACAUUUGUGUCUGUUAUUGCCAUAACUAGUAUUAGAAGAUUUUUAUUAAGA
This is a messenger RNA of Scleropages formosus (Asian bonytongue), 2697 nucleotides long. RefSeq names its product homeobox protein Hox-C8a-like. The record is from RefSeq and is a predicted model, not a curated record. NCBI's taxonomy places the organism in Eukaryota, Metazoa, Chordata, Actinopteri, Osteoglossiformes, Osteoglossidae. The coding region runs from base 263 to 1015 and encodes 250 amino acids. Gene Ontology annotation, biological process: regulation of transcription by RNA polymerase II. The transcript is spliced from 2 exons. Gene Ontology annotation, cellular component: nucleus. Gene Ontology annotation, molecular function: DNA-binding transcription factor activity, RNA polymerase II-specific; RNA polymerase II transcription regulatory region sequence-specific DNA binding.